Molecule: messenger RNA, 1557 nt
Organism: Strongyloides ratti
Lineage: Eukaryota; Metazoa; Nematoda; Chromadorea; Rhabditida; Strongyloididae
Product: Thyrotropin-releasing hormone receptor
Exons: 4
Coding region: 1-1557 (518 amino acids)
Biological process (GO): G protein-coupled receptor signaling pathway
Cellular component (GO): membrane
Molecular function (GO): thyrotropin-releasing hormone receptor activity
Source: RefSeq, a predicted model, not a curated record
AUGCUUCUUUCAAUGUUUAAUGUCCUGAGCCAUAUUAUGGCAAAUGUUUCACCGAUAUAUUCAAUAAAUCAACUAUGCCCAUCAAUAACAAAUAUUUCUUCAAAUAUAACACUUCAAGAAUUAUUAAGUCUUGAGGAAUGUUAUGAUCAUAAAGAUAUUUUAAUUGACAUGAUUUCAAAUGGUAAUGUUAACCCAACAACAAAUGCAUUACAAUUUUUUCAAACAUAUCUUGAAGUUGCUAAUAAUAAUUAUACUUUUGUUAAUGGGAUUGAAGAUGAAUUUUGGCCAAUACAUAUAAGAUUAAUUAUGACAUUUAUUUUUUCAAUAUUAAGUAUUGCUGGUAUUAUAGGUAAUAUUUUAGUUAUUACUGUAGUAUUUAAAGUUCCAGGAAUGAUAACACCAACAAAUUGUUAUUUAUGUUCAUUAGCAACAUCUGACUGUCUAUUUUUUUUAUGUACUGCUCCAACAGAAUUAUCAUACUUACAUAAUACAAAUUUUAUUUUUGGUUCUGUUGGAUGUGCAUUAUCAUCAUAUCUACCAUUUUUAUCAAUUAAUACAUCAUCUUUAUCAAUUGCUGCAUUUACUAUUGAAAGAUAUAUUGGAAUAUGUCAUCCAAUUAGAGCACGUUAUAUAUGCACUGUUAAAAGAGCAAAACAUAUAAUAUUAGGAAUAUGGAUAUUUUGUAUAUUAUAUAAUUCUCCCUGGUUAUAUUUAGCAUCAUUAAGAAGAGAUGAAUAUGGUAUUGAGUGUAACUUUUCAUUAGCUAGAGAUAAUUGGACAUAUAAAGUUAUGUUUUUGGGAGAUUUUUUUGGUUUUUAUAUAUCACCUAUGAUAUUAUAUUUUCUUAUUUAUGGAAAAAUUGCUUAUACAUUAAGUCAAAAUAGAAUGAAACAAACUGGUAAAAUAAAUAGUCAUAAAAAAAAACAAAAUAUUAGUUUAUCAAAAUUUUCUAAUGAUACAAAAUCAAAUGAUUUCGUUUGUAACAGUAGGACAAAUGGAUUAAAAGCAAAUAAUCAAGUUAUAAAAAUGUUAGCAUUAGUUGUUGUAGUUUUUGCUGUUUGUUGGUUACCUUAUCGUGCAAUGGUAAUGUAUAAUUCAUUUUCUAAGAUAAAAUGGGCUCCUGAUUGGUAUAUAUUUUUUUCAAAAACUAUGAUAUUUAUAAAUUGUGCUAUUAAUCCAAUAUUAUAUAAUCAUAUGAGUAAAAAAUUUAGAGAUGCCUUUAGACGUUUAUUUUCUUCAACAUCAUAUUUAUCUUGUUUAUCUAUAAAUGAACCUAAAAAUAAUUUAAAUAAAGAAUACAGUACCCCAAAAUAUUCUAUAUGUUAUGAUAAAAUUAAUGGAAAAAUAGAUACAUAUGAAGAAAAUAGUAAUAUACUUUUAAAGAGUUUAACAAAUUCAAAAAAAUGUUCAAAAGUUAAGAGCAUUGAAAUGGUUUCUCAAAAUAGUACGCCAAACAUUAAUUUGGUAAAUUUGGAAAAAAUUAUAAAUGAUGAUGAUAACAAUAGUAAUAAAAGAUUAAUAUCUGGCUCAAGUACAGGAACAAGUACAUGUUCAUAA